CCGUCAUAACGGUAGAUUCAACUUAUCUUGUCAACAACAUUUUCCAUACAAACAUAUUCGUAUUCGCUAUUAGUGUCCCUCGUAUUAUUACUGAUCAAGUAUCUAUAUAUAAUCGGUAUAAAUAUUUCUGUUACACUUCGUGAGUUGUCGAGUUUGAAGUUCUCGCAUUAUUUUGAAGUAAAUAUUACAAACAAAAUAAUCAUAAACGAUAAUUACUAAGAUGUAUCGUGAUGUAUUCACAGAAAGUAAUACCUUUUAAUGGACCAUACACAGAAGACAAAUAUAAUCAGUUUUUCAAUCCAAACAUUUGUCAUGUUUGCAAACUGCCCAGCAGAAACUUAAUAACAUAGUUUUAGCAAUUUUAAUAACAGACAAAUCGCUUCGGGAGAGAUAUUAUAUCUCGGAGGAAUGGAUAGAAUCACGGAAGAAUAUUUUUCCUAAAAUACUAGCUAUUCUAUCACGUUGUACAUACCGAUACGAAACAGAGAUGAUUAUAUGCGCAAAAUCGUGUUUAAUGUGUCACCAACAAGUAAACAUCAAGCCCUGCAACAUUUGCUACUCAGCCAAUUUUUGUGAUGACCAUCGAAAAUAUUCUAAACUAAAACACAAGGAUUACUGCACUGAGCUAUUGCUUUUUUUAAACAUAAAUAUAGAAUAUAUUAACGAAAAAAUAGGACAUAAAUAUCGACACAAACUACAGUUCACCACAUUUCCCGAUGAGAAACCUUAUCAUAAUAUUUUUACAUUUGUUGAUAACUAUGUACCCAGAUUAGGUUCGGCUAAGCUUGUAAUGAAAUUAAGCUUCAAUAUUUUAAAUUCUCACUGGAAAUUUGUACAAUAUAUAUUUUCUGAUAUUGUAUCCGGUCCGCUGACAUUAUAUUACGCGUUACAGGAAUUAAACUUAUUACCUCUUACAUGCACUGCAGGUAAAUACGUUGUUCAUCUUAUAGAUGCAAAUAGAAUAGAUGUAAUGCAUUUGAAAAUUUGGCAUAUUCUCUUACAUGUAUUGAAAAUAAAAGAACUGCAUAUUGUAUUUAUAAAAUCGCCAAUAUUCGAAUCGUGCGAUCUAGAGUCUGUGUGUAGUGCGUGCCGUUACAAUAGGAAGAAACUUUCUAUUAAAAGUGUGUCAGAGACGUAUUACGAUUAUGUACGCUUAGAAUCAUAUGAGCAACCAAAUGUGAUCAUGCUACCCGAAAUAGAAGGUAUUCUCGUAGAAACGUGGUUUGAUUCCAUAACAACAAUAAUAGCGCAAGAGUGUCCGUUACUUUUAACCACCGAUUCAGAAGAUACAGCGCAAGAUACUAUAAAUAAGAUAGAAGAAGUAAUAGGUGCAAUCAGAGAACGAUUGCACAGAAAAAAUAAAUUCCACGGUUGUACACCAUAUAGAGACUAUGUAACUGGAGGACUUUAUUACCGAAAUGCACAUUUUAUUAUGUAUUCAUGAAUCUAAACUGGGUAUAACUAGUCCAGUCAAAGUCUGAAGAUAACGUGUUAUUUGAUCUCAUUUUCAUUUUAGUAUAUUUGAUGAUACUCGCUUCUUAAUAAAAUUCGGGAAUAAGUAAUACAUUUUUACUGAGGCAUAUACUCAGACAUAAAUUAAUAGUUUCUUGUUUUUUCAGAAUAUAAAAAACAUGUUAUAUAUGAAGUAAUAAAAUUUUUGCCACAUACAAAGUAUCUUACAAUUUUACAAAUUGUCGUAUGCCAUGCAGUAGUUAUAUGUAUUAUAUGCAGAUUAUUCAAUACUGAGUUAAGUGUAGUCGACUUGUAAGUCUCUUCUUUAUCGUCCGUGUUCUGCAGUU
This is a messenger RNA of Odontomachus brunneus, 1799 nucleotides long. RefSeq lists its product as uncharacterized. Bases 488 to 1444 code for a protein of 318 amino acids. The transcript has 2 exons. The record is from RefSeq and is a predicted model, not a curated record. Lineage: Eukaryota; Metazoa; Arthropoda; Insecta; Hymenoptera; Formicidae.